GAAGAUAUUCAGGUGUAUAAAAGGCACAGGAAGGAGUACAUAAGACCUAAAGUAUCACUGUCAACUUUGAGUCUUGUGAAUUUUUAAGCUGGGGGAGCGGGAAAUGAGCGCCAAGCCUGAUGUGAUUCAAAAAUGUUUGUGGCCUGCAUGCCUUGUGGGUCUGUUCAUCACCGGCAUCCUCUCUCAGAACUGUGCCUUGCUGAAUGUUCACCUGAGUACAGUCACCUGGCAAAAUCUGAAACUUCUGAGCAAUAGGAGCAAACCAUUUCCUAUAGAAUGUCUACAAGAAAAGAAAGCCUUUGAGUUGCCUCAAGAGAUCUUAUCACACACCCAGCCUGUGAAAAGGGACAUCAAGAAGGUCUUCUAUGAAAUAUCCUCACAGGUAUUCAACGUCUUCAGUCAACACACCUACAAGUCUGCUUGGGAAGAGAAAUAUCUGAUGGAAAUCCAAAUGGGACUUAAUCAGCAAAUGGAGUAUCUGGAACAAUGCUUGGAAGAAGAGGAAAAAGAAAGUGAAGACAUGAAACAGAUGGAAGAGAAGAUCUGGUCAGGAGCUAGAGAGCCCCUGCUGAGCAACCUGGAACUGAGGAGAUAUUUCAACAGGAUAGGCAAUUUCCUGAAAGAUAAAAAAUACAGUCAGUGUGCCUGGGAGAUCGUUCUAGUGGAAAUCAGAAGAUGUGUCUUCUACUACUUUCAGAAAUUCACACCACUACUCAGGAGGAAAUAAGGUAUAUUUUUAAGGUUAAAAUUCCAUUUUCCUCUGAAAUCUCCUCCUCCUCCAUCUUCUUUUUAAAGAUUAUUGUGCUAUCUUGUAAACCUGCCUUCAGCUGUAUUGGUGAAGAUUUAUGUAAUGUUUGCUAUCUCUCAAGCUUGGCCUUACAACAUCAGUCACGUUUACCUCUCUCAGGAGAGGUAACGCCAACCCUCCCCUGGG
Trichechus manatus latirostris (Florida manatee) is the source of this 934-nucleotide messenger RNA. It is a transcript of the gene IFNK, whose product is annotated as interferon kappa. The record is from RefSeq and is a predicted model, not a curated record. Gene Ontology annotation, cellular component: extracellular region. Gene Ontology annotation, molecular function: cytokine receptor binding. Gene Ontology annotation, biological process: defense response. The transcript has a single exon. The coding region runs from base 104 to 727 and encodes 207 amino acids. Lineage: Eukaryota; Metazoa; Chordata; Mammalia; Sirenia; Trichechidae.